UGAUUGUAGCUGCCAUCAGCACAGAUCUGCAUGUUCCGUGUUGACACCUGGUCCCCUCCCCACACUGGUCUAUAAAUGCCCCGUGUCCGGCCAGUGUCCCAUGCAGGCUGCACUUGGACUGGCCUAGCACCGGAGCAGCUACCCAGCGAGACAAUCAGGGGAAGCGAGAAGAUGGGGCCAGUCGCCUACUUCAGCCUCUGCCUCCUCGGCUGCCUGAUCUUUAACCCCUUGCUGGAAGGGGUACAGGGUGUAGUAUGUCCCGGGUGCUGGCUGCCCUUCCACGACAGCUGCUAUCGAUACGUCCCCCAAGAGAAAAACUGGCUGGAGGCUGAGGCGGACUGCCAGCAGCAUUGGCCUGGGGCCCAUCUCGCCUCCAUUCACAGUGCCGAAGAAAAGAAUAUGCUGGCCCAUUACAUCAAGGGGGACCCCACAAAGAAGAAUCAUGUCUGGAUCGGACUCUCAGAUCCUGACCAUGAUCAAACCUGGAGAUGGUCAGAUGAUUCUUCAUUCAACUUCAGAGCUUGGGAUAAGGGACAACCCAAUCAUGGGACAGAAGACGAGCACUGCACAGUGUUAUUUUACGAUACAGCAUGGGAGGCCGCCACCCAGGAGGCGGUGGAGAAGCCCCUGGCAGUGGGGGGCGUGUAUGUCCCCCUGGAGCUGUUAGAAGACCUGGGCGCCUGA
Trachemys scripta elegans is the source of this 684-nucleotide messenger RNA. RefSeq names its product C-type lectin lectoxin-Enh4-like. NCBI's taxonomy places the organism in Eukaryota, Metazoa, Chordata, Testudines, Emydidae. The record is from RefSeq and is a predicted model, not a curated record. Gene Ontology annotation, molecular function: signaling receptor activity. Bases 76 to 684 code for a protein of 202 amino acids. The transcript is spliced from 6 exons.